AUGGAUGAACCGACCGACCCUAGGCUUAAAAACCCUGCUAUGUUCCAAAGCCCUAGGAAGACAACUGAGGAGGAAAGUAGACCCAAGGAUAAACCGAGUGAUCCGAAAGAGCAAAAGGACAAGGAAGGCGAGACGGAGGAGAAAGAAGCGCCAUACAUACCUCCACCACCUUAUAAACCACCUAUCCCGUACCCUCAAAGACUCGAGAAAUCUAAAAACAUAGGGCAAUUUAAGAAAUUUGUCGAACUUCUUAAACAAUUGAACAUCACAAUUCCGUUUACAGAAGCCAUUACCCAAAUGCCCUCGUAUGCUAAGUUCCUAAAAGAAAUCUUAUCGAAUAAAAAGAAAUUAGAAGACAAUGAGACCGUAACACUCACUGCUGAAUGUAGUGCCAUAAUUCAAAAUAAAAUGCCACCUAAGCUGAAAGAGCCAGGAAGUUUCUCCAUACCCUGCAAUAUAGGAAAAUUUUUCAUAGACAAAGCUUUAUGCGACUUAGGAGCUAGUAUUAGCCUAAUGCCUUUGUCCAUUUGCGAGAAACUAAACAUGGGAGAUCUAAGACCAACCAAGAUGUCAGUACAACUUGCAGACCAAUCUGUCAAGUAUCUUGUAGGUGUUCUUGAGAAUGUACCCGUCCGCAUCGGACAAUUCUACAUCCCUACGGAUUUCAUAAUUAUGGACAUAAAAGAAGACGUCAAUACUCCUAUAAUCUUAGGAAGACCUUUUCUAGCUACCGCAGGAGCCAUUAUAGACGUAAAGAAAGGCAAGCUGACAUUCGAAGUAGGUGAGGAGAAGGUUGAGUUUAUUCUAACACAAUUCCUUCAAGCCCCAGCUAUAAAAGAUACAUGGUAUCUGGUGGAUGUUAUUGAUGAAUGUAUAAGAGAGAUAGGAUUAUCGGAGGAAUCGUACUCUGAAGUUAUAAGUAUUUCGAUGCCCCUGAUUUUCGAAGAUGACAAUUGGCGUCUGGUAUAUCGAGACGAUAGUUUAAGCGAAUGCUUAGCCUUAACACCCAACCCUAUGCCUUGCCCAAAGAAACCAACCUUGGACCUUAAACCAUUGCCCAAGACUCUUAGGUAUGAAUAUCUAGACGAUGAGCUCAAAAGACCAGUAAUAGUCAACACAGAGCUAGGAGCCACAGAGACGGAGAACCUAUUACAAGUUUUAAGAAAGUAUCCAUCUGCAUUAGGAUAUAACAUUGCUGAUCUGAAAGGAAUAAGUCCUUCCAUAUGUAUGCAUUGCAUCAUGUUGGAAGAAGAUUGCAAAACCUCUAGGGAGCAUCAAAGAAGGAUUAACCCUAUCCUGAGCACAGUAGUUAAAGAUGAAGUUACCAAACUUCUGAAUGCUGGAAUCAUAUAUCCAAUCUCUGAUAGUCAGUGGGUAAGUCCGGUCCAUUGUGCGCCAAAGAAGGGAGGCAUAACAGUUACCAUAAACAAGUCUGGCGAAUCUAUAGCCGAGAGAAAGAGAUACAUGAUGUCAAUUUUCGCCGAUUACAUAGACAACAUCAUGGAAGUCUUUAUGGACGACUUCUCUGUGUGUGGGGAAGAUUUCGAAGGAUGCCUCUCAAAUCUAGAAAAAGUGUUGGACAGAAGUGUACAAGUUAACCUCGUCCUAAAUUGGGAAAAGUGUCACUUCAUGGUUAAACAAGGGAUUGUACUUGGACACGUAGUCUCCGAAAGAGGAAUAGAAGUCGAUAAAGCAAAGAUCGAAGUAAUAGAAAACCUCCAACCCCCAAAAAUAGUUAGAGAAAUAAGAAGCUUCUUAGGCCAUGCAAGUAGGACCUUAGACCCUGCGCAAAUGAACUACGCCACAACUGAAAAGGAACUUCUGGCCGUGGUCUUCGCGUUAGAUAAGUUUCGUUCCUAUCUGAUAUAA
Molecule: messenger RNA, 1869 nt
Organism: Vicia villosa (hairy vetch)
Lineage: Eukaryota; Viridiplantae; Streptophyta; Magnoliopsida; Fabales; Fabaceae
Exons: 2
Coding region: 1-1869 (622 amino acids)
Biological process (GO): proteolysis
Molecular function (GO): aspartic-type endopeptidase activity
Source: RefSeq, a predicted model, not a curated record